Messenger RNA from Lottia gigantea (owl limpet), 546 nucleotides. RefSeq lists its product as hypothetical. Gene Ontology annotation, molecular function: hydrolase activity, hydrolyzing O-glycosyl compounds; polysaccharide binding. The transcript has 3 exons. Bases 1 to 546 code for a protein of 181 amino acids. Gene Ontology annotation, biological process: carbohydrate metabolic process. The record is from RefSeq and is a predicted model, not a curated record. Lineage: Eukaryota; Metazoa; Mollusca; Gastropoda; Lottiidae.
AUGGAGAACAAUAUAAGAUGGUUGGCGAUUUUGUGUUUAAUUGGAAUAACCAGUGGUCAGAGUUCUAUACCGUUUACACUGUGGAGCCACUGGCAAGGAGGUUUUGUCGGUGAAACAUGUUUUACAGCUCCCGUGAAUAUGAAAGGCUGGAUUGUCAGCAUUACGUUUGAUGUCGAUGUUCAAAAACUUUCAGAGAUAUGGAAUAGUGAACUGGUAGAACAAGUCAAUCAGAGACUGUUUAUUAUAAAAGAUGUCUACUAUAAUAAAGAGUCUACUGUAGGAACUAGGGUCUGUCCCGGGUUUAAAGGACUGACCAAUCAUAACAUCCGUACCACAGCUUCUAUAGUCUUUAUUCCCUUGUUUGAUGACGGCAAAGGGGUCUUACCAGUCGACCCGACCACCUCCACUGCUCCUAUUGAUGCCACAUUGGCUCCCCCAGUUGAGGACACCACAGCUCCACCGACUGAAGGAGUGAUGCCCGAUGAUGAAACGACCACUGAAGCUGAAAAUCCAUCAGGUAAAGAAAACUUCAAGGCCUCUAAUUGA